Triticum aestivum (bread wheat) is the source of this 3493-nucleotide messenger RNA. RefSeq names its product laccase-15. The transcript is spliced from 6 exons. Gene Ontology annotation, molecular function: copper ion binding; oxidoreductase activity. Lineage: Eukaryota; Viridiplantae; Streptophyta; Magnoliopsida; Poales; Poaceae. The record is from RefSeq and is a predicted model, not a curated record. Bases 1684 to 3297 code for a protein of 537 amino acids.
GAAACUAUGGCAAUUUUGCAAAAAGAUACCCACAUCCCUCUCCACAUUUGCAAAUAAGGCCUUCCCUCGUUCAUCAUUUUCUCCCAUAAGAUAAACUACUCAUACAAAUGCAUCUUGAUAUUUUUUUUUCGAGCAACCGGCAGGAGCUCUGCCUUUUCAUUAAGAAAAAGAGAAUUGACCAGUUUAUAAGGAAAACUGGCCAAAAACCGAUACAUCUGCGAAACACGCACACGCCAGCCCCGAGGCUGCGCACCACUCGAGUCGACGACACUGUCACCCAAUUGACCAGAGACGACACCCUACAACAGAACACUGGGCUCCGGAGCUGCCGCUCCGACAUCCACACCGGCCCCGAGGCCACGCACCAGCCUAGUCGAUGGCUCCGCCGCCCUAGAGGCCAAAGCCAACACCCAACGCACACGAGAUCUCCGGCGCCGCCGUACCGGCUUCCACUCCGGCCACGAGGCCGCGAACCCACCUAGUCGAUGACCAUGUCGCCCUCGCGACCAAAGCCAACCACCACACGAAGGAGAUACCCGGAGCCGCCGCUCCGACUUCCACGCCGGCCCCGAGGCCGCGCACACGCCUAGCCGACGACGAAGUUGCAAAGACACAGAGCCACCGCCAGCAGAUGAAGGACCGGACCUCCAAAGGCGUCGCCCCCAAGAGGGAAGCGACGAGGAACGUCGCCGACGCCCACUUCGGCCAAGGCCGAAGUUUGGGUUUUCACCCGAAGAGCCCGUGGCUGAGAUGACGAGGGAGGUGAAGGGGCUCCACGACGCCGCCUCCAACAAGGGAACGACAUCCUAGGACGUCGUCGACGCCGGCAUCGACCGAGGUCGAGCUAGGCUUUCACCCGGAGCUCACCAAACCCAUCUUCACCACAGCCAAUCACCACCGGCGGCGGUCGAGCACUCUACACCGAUCACCACCGCCAACCACCUCUUACACGGCAAGCAAAACCACCAUAGCACCACGCGCCGUCAUGGCAGCUCCGCACCCACCGCCAAGAGCGGCGCCGCCGCGCCGCCAUCCUCCCUCCUCGCUGCCGUAGCCAACGCGCCACAGCGCCGCCCGCAGCCCGCCGAACUCGAGGCUGACCACCACACACCAGAUCCGGGGCAGCCUCGCCCGGAUCCGUGCCCCGGACGCCGCCGGGACCCGCCGAAGGAGCACCAGCAAGCUGGGAUCGAGCAGCUCCCCCGCCGGCCGCCACACACCAGAUCCGCCGGAGCCCCGUCCGGAUCCGCGCCCCGGACAGCCGCACCGCCACCCAGCACCAGCGCCACCGGCCACCACCGCGCCACAGCCGCCCGUCACCAGAUCCAGGCGUACCUCGAUCUGCAACCACCGGCGCCGGGGGCACGCCCCACCCCAGACGCAGUCAGCCACGCCACUAGAGGAGCCCGAAGGGCCCUCCGCCGUGCCACCGCGACCCGCGAGCUUGCGGCGCCCCGGACCAGUGACCCCGGCCCGCGCCAGGACCUUGCACGCGAGGGGCGAGAAGACCCGCCGCCGCCGACGACGGCAGGGCUUCGCCCGACCGCGUCAUGUGGCGGCGGCGGGGGAGGAGGGAGGGCGCAGGGGAGACUAGGGGCGGCGGCGGCGGGUUCCUCCCCGUCGCCCACGGGAGCGACGCGGGAUGAGCGAGUGUUUUGUUCGAACAUAUAGGUGAGCGAGAUAAUGCUAAAUCACCUGUGCAACGACACGCCGGUUAUUGUGGUGAACGGGCAAUUGCCAGGCCCAGCGAUAGAGGCCACGGAAGGAGACUCCGUGGUCGUUCAUGUCAUCAACAAGUCACCUCAUGGAGUAACUAUCCAUUGGCAUGGAGUGAAGCAGCAACUGAAUUGCUGGGCCGACGGGGCAGGGAUGAUAACCCAAUGCCCGAUCCAGCCGAACAAGAACUUCACGUAUCGGUUCAACGUCAUCGGCCAGGAGGGCACGCUGUGGUGGCAUGCUCAUGUUGGCUUCCUCCGUGCGACAGUUCAUGGCGCAUUGAUCAUCCGACCAAGAUCCGGGCCUGGUUCAUACCCGUUUCCCAAACCCGACAAGGAGAUCCCCAUCGUUAUAGGUGAAUGGUGGGACAUGGAAAUUGUUCAGGUGGAAAGGAGAGCCGCGAGUAGAAUCUUCGACGAUUGGCCCCGUUCCCCCACGAUCAAUGGAAAGCUUGGAGACCUCAGUAACUGUUCUGGGUUCAUUGAAGACAACUAUGUUCUUAAUGUUGAGCAUGGAAAGACAUAUCUCUUACGCAUAGUAAACGCAGCACUCCAUGAACAAUACAACUUCAAGAUCGCUGGGCAUGAGUUCACGGUGGUCGCAAUUGAUGCCAACUAUGUGAAGCCAUACACGACAGAUACCAUCGUGAUCGCGUCAGGCGAGACGGUCGAUGCUUUGCUCGUUGCCGACGCACCUCCUGGUCGGUACUACAUGAUCGCCCAAGCUAUGCAAUCACCGGAGCCUUUCCUCCAGAUUCCGGUGUUAAUGUCAAGAGGGGUUGUAUCCUACUAUCCAAGCAAAGGAUCUACUGACGAUACUCCGAUAAUGGCUCCUGAAAUGCCCGAUCAACACGAUGCAACCACGUCUUUCUACUUCCGAGGCAACUUGACCAGUCUGCUACCUCGAUCGGUUCCAGCGAACGUCGACGAGCAACUGUUCAUCGCCAUUGACGUGGGCGACAUCUGCUCACAUGAUGGAUCACAUGACAACUGCAUGGUGACUAGGUUGAACAACAUCUCUUUCCAUCUCCCCACGACGACAUCAUUGCUCCAAGCACACUACAACAACAACAUGAGCACAAGCGCAAUCAGCAUGCUAAAGGAGUUCCCAAGAUGUCCACCGAGCUCAGAGUUUGGCUAUAGCCCGACGUCGGUGGGGACGGCGGUGAGGACGGUGCGGUACAACACCACGGUGGAAAUCGUGUUCCAAAACCCAUACUCGUCGGGUAUGUUCAGCGCAAGUAACCCGAUGCACCUUCAUGGACACGACUUGUUCAUUCUCGGGCAGGGGUUAGGGAAGUUCGACCCGGUGAAGGAUGUGCAGGCAUACAACUUGGUGGAUCCACCCGUGAGGAACACCGCCCUUGCCCCGAUUUACGGGUGGACAGCCAUCCGAUUCGUCGCAAGUAAUCCUGGGGUGUGGUUCUUGCACUGCCAUAUGGAAAAGCACGUAUCGUCGGGCAUGGCAUUGGCACUCGUGGUGGAGAACGGACCGACACCCGAGACGACUCUUCCCCCACCUCCGGCAGAUUAUCGAAGCUGUGAUGGCGGCCAAAACAAUAGAGCACUGGCAGAUGAAUAAUGAGAGACAGUUAGCUGGAAAUAUGUUUGAGUUCUGUCAAAUAUGUUUGCUUAUUGCACUUGCAAUUUGGACUCUUGGUUGAUUGGUAGUUGGGUGCAUUUUAUUGUGUCGUUAUUUUACCUUUUGUAAUCCUCUGUGGGACCUUUGUCAACCCACCUGUUGUUAAUGGAAGCAAGUAUAUUAGUGUUAUCAGAAA